This is a messenger RNA of Trifolium pratense (red clover), 1712 nucleotides long. Its product is annotated as lysine histidine transporter-like 5. The record is from RefSeq and is a predicted model, not a curated record. Gene Ontology annotation, cellular component: plasma membrane. Bases 76 to 1452 code for a protein of 458 amino acids. Lineage: Eukaryota; Viridiplantae; Streptophyta; Magnoliopsida; Fabales; Fabaceae. The transcript is spliced from 8 exons.
CAACAAUCCUACUAGCUGCAAAACUCUUAGAACAGUAUCACUAAUUAAUUCAUUAUUACGAUAAUAAUUGUGGAGAUGAGUGGUGGCAAUGCUAAUGUUAAUCAGAAUGUUCAACAAGAUGUUGAAAGAGAGGGUGGUGCAGCGAAUAAUAAUAAUAAUAAUCAACAAAAUUUGGAAAAUUGGUUGCCAGUUAGUGCAUCUAGGAAAGCAAAAUGGUGGUAUUCAACCUUUCACAAUGUCACUGCUAUGGUUGGUGCUGGUGUCCUAAGUUUACCAUAUGCUUUAUCACAGCUUGGAUGGAUUCCAGGUAUUUCAGUGAUUUUAGUGUCAUGGCUAGUGACAUUUUACUCACUGUGGCAACUAGUGCAAAUGCAUGAAUUGGUUCCAGGGAAGAGAUUUGAUCGAUACUUUGAUUUAGGAGAACAUGUAUUAAAAGGAAAAGUUGGAUAUUGGAUUAUAAUGAUACAACAACUAAUUGUUCAGGUUGCUUCAACCAUUGUGUACUCUGUCACCGGUGGAAAAUCACUGAAGAAGUUCUGUGAAAUAAUACCUGCAAAAAUAUUUGAUGAAAUCAGACAAACAUAUUAUAUUGUCUUCUUUGUUUUUAUACAGUUACUCCUUUCACAAAUUCCUAACUUCAAUACUUUGAAAGGAAUCUCUUUGCUUGCCGCAUUCAUGUCUGUCUGUUACUCAGUGGUGGCAUGUGCGACAUCAAUUGCAAAGGGAAUCGAACAUCAUCCAACUCACUAUGGCGUUCGAUCGCAUACUACUGCUGGGAAAACUUUCGAUGUUUUUAAUGCACUUGGAACAAUAGCUUUUGCCUUUGCUGGACAUAGUGUGGUUCUAGAGAUUCAAGCUACAUUACCCUCUACGGAAGAAAAACCUUCCAAGAUACCAAUGUGGAGAGGUGUGGUUGUUGCAUACACCAUAGUUAUACUUUGCUAUCUUACCGUUGCCAUAUCUGGUUAUUGGGCAUUUGGUGAUUUGGUAGAAGAUGAUGUACUCAUCUCACUCGAACGUCCUGAAUGGGUUAUUGCUGUUGCUAACUUUAUGGUUUUCUUACAUGUUCUUGGAAGUUAUCAGGUUUUUGCAAUGCCGGUUUUUGAUACGAUAGAGUCUUGUUUGGUGCAAAAGUUUAAAUUCAACCCCUCAAGUAUGCUUCGUCUCGUUGCACGAAGCAUCUAUGUGGCUGUGGUUGGAUUCCUUGCCGUAACCUUCCCAUUUUUUGGAGGAUUGUUAGGAUUUUUUGGAGGACUAGCAUUUUCAGCAACAUCAUAUAUUAUACCUUGUGUCUUAUGGCUUUAUGCCAAAAAACCAAAGAUGUGUAGCUUUCAUUGGAUUGCAUCGGUGACUUGUAUAGCCAUUGGCGUUACAAUAGCAGUUGUUGCACCGGUUGGAGGAAUACGAACAAUUAUUGUUUCUGCACAAACUUACAAGUUUUAUUCACGAUGAUAAUUAGAAGGUUAAUUAAUUGAUUGAUUGAUGUUCUAAGUAUUCUUUUUAAUCACUAGAACAUCAGACUAUAGAACUUACUAGUUUUGUUUUUUAGUUUCUAGUAUGUUCGGCAGAAAUUUUAGCUGCCUAGUGAUUAAUGAGAUUUGUAAAUUAUUAAUCCAAGGAUUCUAUGUUGGCUUAGCAAAUGUUAUGCUAACUAUGGUUGAGAUUAAGGUUAGGGUGUUAAUGUGUUAUGCUAGUUAUGGGGAGAGUAAGGU